Messenger RNA from Funneliformis mosseae, 1788 nucleotides. The record is from the annotation of a GenBank genome assembly. Lineage: Eukaryota; Fungi; Glomeromycota; Glomeromycetes; Glomerales; Glomeraceae.
AUGCCCUUCACGUUAUCAGUACCAAGGCCAGAGGUUGAACCUUCUCGACCUCAACAUAUUCAAAGAGCGAACAGCCCUUUGGCGGCAGACCAUACCGCAACUACCACAAAUCAUUAUCCUCGAAGGCAAAGAAAUGUAUUUAGUACAUUAACAGAAUUGAUACAAACAAAUUCAAUGGUCCGUUAUGGUACCUUAAUAUUUUUAGUAGCGUUGAUUAGUGUAUUAUACUUUGCUACGACACAUCAGGCAAUUAGACCAACAGGCUCGGGUCCAACAAUAAUAAGUGAAUAUUUAACCGUCGCGCCAGAUAAACCUCCGACCAGGUCAUUAGAAGAUGGAUUUCCUAUAUCAGAAGGUAGUACUGAACAAUUUGGUUCUUUUGAAGCUUCUGGCAAAGGAGAUGUGCAACAAGUAGUUGAAGGUAUACUUCAUAAUAAUACAAAUCAAGGUAUAAGGGGUGUAUUAUAUGAUCGUGGAGAUGGUUGUCAAAGUAUUAAAUUUAAUACGGCCGAUUCACCACCUACGGGGAUUGUUCCAUCAAUUCCAUUACCCAACGUCUUCACACCUUAUAAAAUUAGUUUAAUAUCUUCUGAUGUAUCAAAUUGUACGUUAGAUCAAAAAAUCACCAUGUCAAAGAGCGAUGGUGAUAAAGCGAUAAUCGUUCGUGUAGAAAGUAAUUCGGAUGAAGAACUUUUAUUAGCGUUAAACUCUAAAGGUUAUGAUAUUCCUAUAUUUACCAUCAAUAAAUCAUCAGGUGACAGUUUUAAAACGGAAUUAGAGAGGUUAUAUCAGGCAAAACCCAAUGAUUCAUCAUCAUUAUAUAAGGUAUUAAUUGUAACCUUAAAACCUUAUCGUCAAUUUGUUGUCAAUUCUUGGCUAUUUGCCAUGUUUGCUGUUGGUGGUAUUUUAGUUGCAUCAUUCUUUGUUUCCAUUUUAAUUCACAUGAGAUUAUAUCGUUUAAGAAGGAAUCAACAGCUUGAAAUCAGAAGGCAACGAGCUGCUGAUGAAGUUUUAGGGAUGAAAAAAUGGACUUUGGAAAAAGAUAUCAUCGACACCUUUCCUAUCAUCAUUUAUGAUAAAAAAUCUGGUUCAACUUCAGAGGAGCAAAAGAUUUCUUCUGAUAUGGACAACUUCACCGUACAAUUUCCACUCGAUCAACACGUUCAACAAAGUCAACAAGUUACCCCGACUAAUCCAACUACUCCAACUACCCUGACUAAUCCAACUACUCCAACUACCCCAACUACUUCUACUACUCCAACUACCCCAACUACUUCUACUACUUCUACUACUCCAACUACUCCAACUACUCCAGCGGCCACAACUGCCGCAACUAAUCAAAUUACCCCAACCACCCCAACUCAUCAAACUAACACAGAUAUCACAACCAUCCCAGCUAAUCAAACUUCUCCAACAGUAACGAGUGCUUCAACUGAUGAUGAUACAGAUACUUGUGCAAUAUGUUUGGAGGAUUUUGAAAAUGGAGAAGAAAUAAGAGAAUUACCUUGUAAACAUUGGUAUCAUAUAGAAUGUAUUGAUCCUUGGUUAACAACAAAAAGUAGUUCGUGUCCUUUAUGCAAAAAAGAUUGUAGACCAAAUCAAAAUGAUGAAAUUAUUAUUGAUGGUUUAACAAGUCAAGAAGAUAGCAAUAAUGAAAGCGAUGUCAAUAAUGUUUUUGUUAGAAUGGGUAAAGUAUUUGGUAGAUUGUUUGGGAAGAGGUCAACAAGUGUAAGGCCAACAGAUACACGACAACAACCGAAUGAUAGUACUGUAGUUGAACUAGCAUAG